GACCGGCAUAGGUAGUAACAACUAACGCUCAGUGUCGUAACGGUUACACAGUGGAUGGUGCGAUAAAGAAACUCAUGUGUCGUGAUAAGCGGUGAACGACAAUGAUGAUGAUGAACAUAAGUAUGUACGGUCAUCAUAACCAGCACAGUGCGUCUUACAAUUCGGGGGAUUCCAAUAACUAUUAUAACCAUUCGAGUGAGUUGAACCAUCCCGGAUCCCAUCACCAGUUCCAGAACUACUAUUCGUCCAACUAUCACUACGAGGAGCCCUACUUGUACGCUUCCUCGGCUACAGACUCUGUUGACACCCCUCCAUCUCCCCACGAAAUCAACUACUACCAUCCGCCGCACAUUUCGGAAAACCCUAUAAUAAAUACCGAUACCGGGUUGUGCUACACUAAUCUGGACUAUGCCCAAUCCAACAGCUCCUUCUACCAUCACCAGGGCUAUAGCGAAAGCUACAGGGGAUCUCACCAAGAGGACUUGCUGCAGCAUAACGAAGAUGGCGCUGAGCUGCAUCACAGCUAUCUGCAUGAGAACAAGUACCAGGUAGAGAUGGGAGAAGGGAACUACUUGAUAUCUCCAACAGCAGGUGCAUCAAACGCUUGUAUGGAGUUUCAGCACCUUCAUAAGUAUAAGGAGGAGCUGGGGCCUGGGGAAGAACAUUCUAGACUUCGGCAGCACCAUGGAAUGCAUGGUUUGUCUCCCGUUUCAAUUCCCCAGCCUGUUUUGCCGACUUACAAGUGGAUGCAAGUAAAGAGAAAUGUUCCUAAACCCUCCGCUUCCAAACUUUCAUCGCCCACUAUGACGGAGUACCCAGCCAGCUCCCCUUCGGCCCUCAACAUAGAAACCCAAAACCCGGCUUCAAGGAAUUCCUGCCUGGGCUCAAACACAUCCAAUCUUCUGGGCCUCAAUUGCCUGAACACCGGAAGAACGAAUUUCACCAACAAACAACUCACAGAGCUGGAAAAGGAAUUCCACUUCAAUAAAUACCUAACUAGGGCGAGGAGAAUAGAGAUCGCUUCAGCGCUACAGCUCAACGAAACGCAAGUGAAAAUCUGGUUCCAGAACAGGAGAAUGAAGCAGAAGAAGAGGAUGAAGGAGGGACUGAUACCUCCCGAACCUGCUUUGAAUUCUGGAAGCAAUAGCAACUCUCCCUCGUCGACGAAUGUUCUCCAAAAUGAGUCUGUUACAGGGAGCAAUGAGAACAGCCGUGAAUCGAAUUGAGCUUUUAGGUUAGGUUACAUGUUAAAUGAUUGCAUUUUGGAAAAUUGAAUGUAUUUCGAAUUCACCCAAAGUUGUCUGGUAUAACCUGGUUUUGAGAGAAGCGUAUGUUCUGUUUUGAAAGUAGCCAAAAAACAUUCUUUACAUGAUAUGCAAAAAUUUAGUUCAAUCAGCUCUGAUCUUUUCACCCUAACACCCUUUCGAAAACCAGUCAUAACCUCAAACCUUUUUGUAUUAACAAAAAAACAAUUUUUAGCUGAUGGUUUACAAUAAGUCUUGAUGAUUGUGAGCCAAAACUUCAAAGGUACCGUAAAAAUUUAAUACAAGUGCGUAUCUCCAUUUUAAUAAUCAUGGUGGCUGGUUCAUGAUUAAAUAAAAUUGGUGUUUAAUGAAAGCAAAGAAUAAUAAUGAGUGUAAAGAAGUUGCACUCAAAAAACAGUGUAAGAACUUUCAGUGGAUUUUGUUUCCAUCGUAGAUGACCAGAGUCCAGAGUUUUAUUCGCGUUCUCAGAAAUGAUUCCAUGGGGAGGUUGGAGUUGAUUUGAGUUUCACAUCUACUACGAAUAUAUUUACUAUUCUCGAAAUUUUUGGUGGCUACUCUACCAUCCUGAUGUGGUCACUCAUGAUCUUUUUUAAACUUGGGGAUGAUCGGAUGAUCUUUAGUACUGAAAGGAAAUUUGAAUAUUAGGCUUGAGAAAACCAGUCAAAUUUUCUAUCAGCAAGUUUUUUCAAUUCCUCAACUUUCUUUUCGAAACUACUUGCCUGGGUGACUGUUUUGACUGGGAUUUCUUUCUCCAGGGAUCGCUGUUUUAAUGCCACUGCCAAUUUAUUUAUUCCUGUGAAUAUUGAACUGGAAUAGCUUCACUACAAUGCCAAUGAUGAGAGAGUCUAGUAAUAUUUUUACCACGAGGUAUGAGGAAUUGUUUUUCGUUUCGUAUAAAAUGAUUUGAAAUCCCUGAAACAACUAAAAAAGAAAAAUAAAACGAUUGAACAAAAAAUAAAGAAAU
Leptinotarsa decemlineata (Colorado potato beetle) is the source of this 2229-nucleotide messenger RNA. RefSeq names its product labial (gene Lab). Gene Ontology annotation, molecular function: DNA-binding transcription factor activity, RNA polymerase II-specific; RNA polymerase II cis-regulatory region sequence-specific DNA binding. The record is from RefSeq and is a predicted model, not a curated record. Gene Ontology annotation, biological process: regulation of transcription by RNA polymerase II. Gene Ontology annotation, cellular component: nucleus. Lineage: Eukaryota; Metazoa; Arthropoda; Insecta; Coleoptera; Chrysomelidae.